GCUGACGUGGCGCGCUAUAGGGCGCCCCAUUGCUAAUGCCCUAAGAAUUUUGAAGAUAAACUAGGCCAAUGAGGCUAUGGUUAUGUUUACAAGGGAAAGCUUCGAAGUGGCAAUCUUGUAGCAGUCAAAUUGCUUAGAAUGUCCGGAGCAAACGGGCAAGACUUCAUCAACGAAAUAUCAACUAUUGGAAGGAUUCAUCAUGUAAAUGUUGUCCACCUUGUUGGAUAUUGUGCUGAAAGAUCAAAGCAUGCCCUUAUUUUUUUAUUUCAUGCCAAAUGGUUCGCUUCAUAAGUACGUCUUCUAUCGAGAAAAUACCUCUUCGUUGGAUUGGGAUACGAAAUUUAAGAUUGCAGUUGAAAUGGCUCGAGGGAUCAGAUAUUUGCACCAUGGUUGUGACAUCCAGAUCUUGCAUUUUGACAUCAAACCUCACAAUAUACUUCUUGAUGAUAAGUUCGUCCCAAAAAUAUCAGAUUUCGGGCUAGCAAAAUUGUGCGCUACAAACAAGAAGGCAGUGACAUUGACGGCUGCUAGAGGAACAAUAGGCUAUGUUGCUCCUGAACUUGUCAAUAGAAGUAUUGGUGCAGUGUCUUACAAGGCUGAUGUGUAUAGCUUCGGGAUGUUGUUGAUGGAAAUGGUUAACUUAAAUAAAGACUUGACAAGUAACGAUGAUAAUUCUAGUAAGUAUUUUCCAAACUGGAUAUAUGACCACUUGAACGAAGGUAGGAACAUUGACAUCGGGAAUGUUGAUGAAAAUGAUGAUAGAAACAUUGGUCGGAAGAUGAAUAUUGUCGCAUUAUGAUGCAUACAAAUGUGUCCAGACAAUCGUCCAUCAAUGAAUGAGGUGUUGGAGAUGCUAGAGGGUGAUGUCAAACAUUUGCAGAUUCCUGAUUAUUCAACAUAUAUGGCAAGAAAUGAGGACGAACACGGGGCUACAGAUUCAAAUGCUUCCAUAUCAUUGUUGCAUGAUAACAACG
This is a messenger RNA of Salvia splendens (bonfire salvia), 974 nucleotides long. RefSeq names its product rust resistance kinase Lr10-like. The transcript has a single exon. Lineage: Eukaryota; Viridiplantae; Streptophyta; Magnoliopsida; Lamiales; Lamiaceae. The coding region runs from base 206 to 799 and encodes 197 amino acids. The record is from RefSeq and is a predicted model, not a curated record. Gene Ontology annotation, biological process: protein phosphorylation. Gene Ontology annotation, molecular function: ATP binding; protein kinase activity.